Dicentrarchus labrax (European seabass) is the source of this 2205-nucleotide messenger RNA. RefSeq names its product UDP-N-acetylglucosamine pyrophosphorylase 1, like 1 (gene uap1l1). The record is from RefSeq and is a predicted model, not a curated record. The coding region runs from base 390 to 1898 and encodes 502 amino acids. The transcript has 9 exons. Gene Ontology annotation, molecular function: UDP-N-acetylglucosamine diphosphorylase activity. Gene Ontology annotation, biological process: UDP-N-acetylglucosamine biosynthetic process. NCBI's taxonomy places the organism in Eukaryota, Metazoa, Chordata, Actinopteri, Moronidae.
UAAUGACAGCAGACUUUGUCCAUCAGUCCCCAGCUACAGUCAGCUGACGGCUGCUGCUGACUCAACAGCCUCUACUUGUUGCUGACUGAGAGGAAACGGUGGCUGUUGAGGGACUUAUUUCAGACAUGUUUUGCUUCUGCAAUCCUGAAACAGCAUAAAGACGCCUGUCAUCCUGCUGCAGCACUGUAUCCUGUUCUAUUUGCCUUUUUCACCACAGGAUCCUUGUUUGGAUCCGAGGGCUGCGGUCACGAGUUGCUCAUGACACACAGUCAUUUCCUGCAGACUAGCACACUCCUGCACCUCCUGUAGCCUGCUGGGAAAAGGAGGCUGGAUGUGUACAUGUGUGAACCCCUCUUCCUGCACAGUGUGCUUUGUUACCCUGACACAAAAUGCUUUCCUUGGAGCGAGUGAAGCGGAGCUUGGAGAGCGCAGGGCAGUCUCACGUCCUGCAGUUCUGGUCGGAGCUGAGUGAGGAAGACAGGGAGGGUUUCCUCCAGGAGCUGUCUCAGCUGGAUCUGGACGGGCUGAAGGAGCACUGCGAGGGGGCUACGAGGGCUGCAGCCUCCCCGUCCGCCAGCUUGGAUCAAAACAUCGAACCGGUCCCUCCGGAGUUCAUCGGCAGCGUGAGGAGAAGUGACAGGAAGUCUCUGUCAGAGUGGGAGAAUGAAGGGCUGUUGCAAAUCUCAGAGAAUCGAGUUGGAGUCCUGCUGUUGGCUGGCGGUCAGGGGACGCGUCUCGGUGUUCAGUAUCCCAAAGGGAUGUAUAAUGUCGGGCUACCAAGCGGCAAAACCUUGUAUCAAAUACAAGCAGAGCGUAUUCACAACAUCCAGGAGCUGGCAGGAAGAAAGCAUGGCUCUAAAUGCACCGUUCCAUGGUACAUAAUGACCAGCGAGUUCACUCUGGCUCCCACUGAGAAGUUCUUCAAGGAAAACAACUACUUUGGUCUGGAGCCAUCAAACAUUGUUAUGUUUGAGCAGAGGAUGAUCCCAGCAGUGACCUUUGAUGGAAAGGUCAUCCUGCAGGGUAAAGGGAAGAUCGCCAUGGCCCCAGAUGGGAACGGUGGUCUGUACAAGGCGCUGGUGGACAACAAGGUGCUGGAGGACAUGAAGAAGAGGGGAGUGGAGUACCUGCAUGUGUACUGUGUGGACAAUAUCCUGGUCAAGAUGGCCGACCCUGUGUUCAUUGGGUUCUGUGUGAACAAAGGGGCUGACUGUGGAGCCAAGGUGGUGGAGAAGGCCUGCCCUGCGGAGCCGGUGGGCGUGGUUUGCAGGGUGCAAGGAGUCGCACAGGUGGUGGAGUACAGCGAGAUCCAACCAGAGACGGCUGAGCUCCGGGAACCUGGAGGGGAGCUGGUGUACAGCGCGGGGAACAUCUGCAAUCACUUCUUUACCAGGGCCUUCCUGCAGGAUGUAGCAGAGAAAUUCGAAGCCCAACUGAAACAGCAUGUUGCCAUCAAGAAAGUGCCCUUUGUGGACACAUGUGGCAAUCCCGUCAAACCCACCAAACCCAACGGCAUAAAGAUGGAGAAAUUUGUUUUUGAUGUAUUUCCAUUCUCAAGGAGCUUCGUUGUGUUUGAGGUUAUAAGGGGGGACGAGUUUUCCCCCCUGAAAAAUGCAGAUGGAGCAGCCACAGACAGCCCCACCACAGCCAGGAACUCUCUGCUGGCCCAGCACUGCCGCUGGGCCACGGCUGCAGGGGCCACACUGUUGGAUGAAGAUGGGAAUGCCCUUCCUCCUACAACCAGUGUCUCAGCAGGGAACAAUCCUCCAGCACAGUGUGAGAUUUCACCACUGGUCUCCUACUUUGGAGAGGGACUGGAGCCGCUGCUGAAGGGGAGGACACUGCCAACUCCCUUCAUUCUGGAUGAAAAAAGGGCCAAAGAGCUGCAGGCUCAGUAACAUUUCUCUCAUUAAUAGAAGAUUGUGUUAUUCCAGUACAACGGACGGGGUACGAGAAUGGAGACUGCAGCCCUGCAUGCAUGUGAUUGGGUAGUUUCAGCCCACGAAUGCACAAUUGUUCACAUGAAUGUUGUACGUGAAGAUAAUCAUUUCAAACUGCCAUUUCUCUCAUGCAUCUCAUGUAAUGUGUCUUUGUUGAGGAGGAGCUACAAAUCAUGUAAUGUGAUCUCUUGAAAACUAAUGAGGCAAAUAAGGGAUUAGCUAUGACUUUGGGUAAUUUAUAUAAACACAAAAUAUUAUCAAAAUA